Molecule: messenger RNA, 2493 nt
Organism: Betta splendens (Siamese fighting fish)
Lineage: Eukaryota; Metazoa; Chordata; Actinopteri; Anabantiformes; Osphronemidae
Product: ras-related protein Rap-2a
Exons: 2
Coding region: 732-1283 (183 amino acids)
Biological process (GO): Rap protein signal transduction; negative regulation of cell migration
Cellular component (GO): plasma membrane
Molecular function (GO): GDP binding; GTP binding; GTPase activity
Source: RefSeq, a predicted model, not a curated record
CUCCCAUUCAGGCACGCGCGAUGUUUACAGGGGAGCGGGCACCGCCAUUGGACCGCGCGCGCGUCCGUUUGAGGGGGGCGGGCUUUUUCUCCCUUUGCCCCGGUACGGGAGCCGAGUGGGGACCGGCUAGUUACGCAGCGGCUGUGGGUCUCCACCCGAGAGUAUGGCGGCUGGGAUCGCGCUGGAGAGCGGGGGAGAAGCGGAGACAUGUCCGCGACGGUGAAAAAGAAACAAGAGCCGCAAGUUGCUGGAUGAAGUCUGCGAAUAGUUUCGGUUGAUGUUGCUUUUCUGACGCGGCCUCUGGGUCCGAACGCCGCUCCGGCACUUUAUUCCACGGGCUAAAGCAGCGUUUUUCCAGCGUCCUCCGUGGAGCAAGUUUGUUUUUUUUCCCUGAUGCACAGGGGCGCGAGCGAAGCAGAUGAAAACCCGCACCGUCCACAUCGCCGGCCGAUCUUUUCUUCAGCCCCUGCGCGCGUUUCGGACGCUCGCGGCCGCGCGGCCGCUCGUCCGUCGGUGUCUGGGCCGCGAGGGGGAUUCUCUACAAUGAAACCCAUCUUGGCGGAGCGACUCUUUGUGCUCUGCCAUAGCUGAGCAGCGGCGAGCGGCACUCUGUUAUCGACACCCCCAUCAAAAUGGGCCACGAUUGGUGAAUUGACUUCGUUGCGGGAACAUUUUGCGUUCGUCUCAAUGACGCGCGGAGAUUGAUACGUUACGACUCGAUUAAAUCCACGAUGCGCGAGUACAAAGUGGUGGUCCUGGGCAGCGGCGGGGUCGGGAAAUCCGCCCUCACCGUGCAGUUUGUCACCGGGACGUUCAUUGAAAAAUACGACCCCACCAUAGAGGACUUCUACCGCAAGGAGAUCGAGGUGGACUCCUCGCCGUCGGUGCUGGAGAUCCUUGACACCGCCGGGACGGAGCAGUUCGCCUCCAUGCGGGACCUGUACAUCAAGAACGGACAGGGAUUCAUACUGGUCUACAGCCUCGUCAACCAGCAAAGCUUCCAGGACAUAAAGCCGAUGCGGGAUCAGAUCAUAAGAGUGAAAAGGUACGAGAAGGUUCCGGUGAUCCUGGUGGGGAACAAGGUGGACCUGGAGAGUGAGCGGGAGGUGUCCUCCAGCGAAGGGCAGGCCCUGGCCGAGGAGUGGGGCUGCCCGUUCAUGGAGACCUCAGCCAAGAGCAAAACGAUGGUGGACGAACUGUUCGCCGAGAUCGUGCGGCAGAUGGACUACGCCGCCCAGCCGGACAAGGACGACCCCUGCUGCUCCUCGUGCAAUAUACAAUAGCCCCGCGGUGUUCCAGCAGCGGGCCGGGUCGGACGGGCGGGAGCUACGGAGCAAGCGGAUCGCACCAACACACGCACGCACAUGCAAACCGAGCGGAAGACAAAUUCACGUUUGAACGCGAUGGAUUUUAACUCAAUGGAGCAUAAAACCUGCAAUGACAUGAUUAUUAAUAACAACGUGUGAGUAAUGGUACAUUUUGAAUUAAGAAUGCCAGAAAUUGCCAGACGACAACAAGGAACAUGCCCAUGCCUUAUGUUGCUCUGUUGGUUAGUCUUUGUCCUUAGAAUGGUGAGAACACAUCAUCAGCACAGAGUCACAGGUCAGGAUAUUUUCUCUUUUGGUUGUUAAUCGAUUCUUUAACACCAUGAUGCAUUUUCCUGUUACUGUGACUCACAAACCCAGUAAUAGUUUUGCAGGAUCUAGCUUUUUCUCACACACCUUGAGUUACUUGAUUAACCGUUUUUUUUUUCCCUCCAGCUAAGUUUGCGUUUAGUGGCUGGUGGGAGGUUUUCUAGUGAACCUGAAGGCAACGCCAUUCUUGUUUUUCCAUUCAGUUUAUAUAAAAGGAAGGGAGAAAAAGUCUGUCUUUCUAAAAGCACCGGUGCAGUCACUAUUUUCUUAUUUUGAGAGUCUUUCACAUAUCGGGUGAGGUCAGACUGCUGGCAGAGAGGUCACCACUGCGACCUAAUGGGACGCUGAGUUGGUCCCGUCAGUGUUUGAAUAUGUCUGAACUCUGGUCAGGACUGAGUGAAGUUAAAGUGAAGGUGCCAACAGUUGCCAUUCAUUUUCUUUCCUCUCCUCUGGUACCGAUACGGCGUUUCAACAUCCUGAUCCCGUUUUUUAACUUUAUUUUUUUUAGGAGCGCAGAGUGUUUAAAUGCAUAGUGACAAAUAGCAACGACGAAGGCGACGAUCAUACGAAUAACAAACGUAGUGUAAAUAUUUUGUAUGGACAGCGGCAGCUCCGGUGAAGACGCACAUGGAGACGAGGACUCCUGAACACAGGCUGUGGGGAUGCGCAAACACGCCUGGAUCCGGACACUGACUCAGCUGUACAUCUGUGUUGCCACGGGAACCAGGCCGUCCCUGUGUAACCAUUUUCAUUGUUGAUUUUAUAUUUUUUUAUGUGACCAUUCGCUCUUUAUUCCCUCUCUGACUGGUGACACCGUUACAUUUGACACCUAAACAAUAAAAGUGCGUUCAACACUCGA